UUGGGGCUCCGGGUCUCUUGAGGCCCCUACUGUGACUCCGGCCCCUGGGAGGCGGGGCACCCGGCAAGAAUGAAUCCUUGUCCUGCCCCCAUCCCCCUCCAUUUCCCUCGGGUGUCCCCCCAGCUCCAGCUCCAGCUCCUAGGUUCCGGGAGCCCUGGGAGAGCGAACUCCGAAGGGCAAUCGGCCCGCCCAGCCCCGCCCCCGCCGUGCCGCUGGGGGAGGGGGUGGUCCCCCGGCAGAAUCUGCUCCCCUGUGCCCACGGUUCGGCACCUGCCCGAGCAACCGGCUGCGGCAGAGCCCAAGGGAACGCUCCCCCUUUCCUCCCCACCUCCACGACCCCCAUACGUUUAACCCCUGAGGUGCCUAGCAGCUCUGCUUAGCAGAGCCACGAGCCCCACAGGCGCGAGAUGAAACUGGAGGGGUUAAUGGGACCUGGGUGGGGUGGAAGGGGUGGGGGCCUGGAAGGGCGCGGGCCCCGAAGGCGCCCCCGCCUCCCUCCUCCCGCCGGCCCGGGAUGGGAGGGGCCGCGGCUCGGGCGGCACCCCCUUCAGUCAGUUCGGACCAGGAGAGUUACUCCGAGGCUCGACCCAGGUUAGGGAGAAGUGGCCCGCCCAGCCCCACGCGGGACCGCAACCCCUCUACCCCGACCCCAGAUGCCACCGCCCGUGGGGACCCAAGAGACUCGGAGUGAGCAUUCAGUCGGGAAGCUCUGAUUGAAGGCAGGGACUCUGAUCUGUCCAAGCUUCUAUUGCUCCCAGGUGAAGCAGAGGCCCUGGGCUCUGUAAAUAGCAGGCCUUUCAUGUUUUGGCCCUGGUCUGGACCGGUAGUGCUCCUCAUCUGGAUAUAUCUCUGCUGUGGUCUGGAGGGGAGGACUCAGGGAAGGUCUGGGUCUGGUGAGUGGACGCCCUGGGGGGCCUGGAGUGGCUGCUCCAGCACCUGCGGCCAGGGGGCCUCAGUGCGCAGUCGGAGAUGCCUUCGGAUUCCCCAGGAACUUGUCUGCGGGGGAGACUCUCACCAGUACCGCCUAUGCAGGCUCUCUGAAUGCCCCUCUGGUGCCAUGCCCUUCAGGGAGCUGCAGUGUGCCCUCUACAACAACAGGCCGGUUCUGGGCAGCCAGGCCACCUACCAGUGGGUGCCCUUCUAUGGAGCUCCCAACCUGUGUGACCUGAACUGCCUGGCCGAGGGCCACACUUUCUACUACACCUUUGGGCGAGUCCUGGACGGGACCCCUUGUGGCCCAGACUCUGAGGGGCUCUGUAUCAACGGCCGGUGCCUCACUGCAGGUUGUGACGGGGUCCUGGGCUCUGGGGCCCACGAGGACCACUGUGGCCAGUGUGGCGGCAGGAACGGCUCUUGCCUCUUCGUCCGUCGUGUAUUCAGUGAGGCCAGCCCGCCCCUCGGUCAAUCGCACGGCUACUGGAACGUAACCCUUAUUCCCACUGGGGCCCGGCACGUCCGAGUCACUGACCGGAGCCGCAAUUAUCUGGCACUAAUGGGCAGUGAUGGGCGCUAUGUCUUCAAUGGGGACUGGGCCAUUGACUGGCCAGGGGCCUUCGAGGUAGCCGGGACCCAGGUCCACUAUAGCCGCACCCGUGACCAUGUUGAGAGUCUGUGGGCAGUUGGGCCCACGGGUGAAGACCUCUACUUGCAGGUUCUCUUCCAAGAGCCCAACCCAGGCAUUGAGUUUGAGUUCUGGCUGCCAAGGGAUGCCUAUUAUGCCCUGCAGAGCCACCGGAGUCCUCUAAGGCAGCCCCAGACGCGGGAGGUGGAGGUGGGGCCCCAGGAGGCUGCCUCCGCCUGGACCAAGCCAGCCCUCUCCUUUCCGGGCCCCUCUCUCCCUCGAGAGCAGCCCAGUGAUACAGAGAGCUGCCAGCCGUGUCCAGGUGCCAAGGGACGGACCCAGCGUCUGCUUCAUUACUGCCGGAGUGACUUUGUAUUCCGAGCCCGGGUUCUGGCAAGGCUCCGUGUGGGUGAGGAGACCCGGUAUGACAUCCAGGUGCAACAUUCGUACAAGAACUGGACCCCACUAGAGCGCAGGGAGUUCCUCUGGGCCCCAGGGACCUGCCCCUGUCCCCUGCUGGCCCCUCGAGCAGAGUACCUAGUGGCUGCCCAGCGACACAUCAACUAUGAGGGCACCCUGGACCGGCUGCUGCUGCCCCAUGCUGGCUAUGCCCGGCCCUGGACUCCCAGAGAAGAUGCCCGCAUCCAGGAGGUGGCCAGGCGUUGUCCCCAGGCCGCACCACUAGGCUGAGGCUACCUGUGAAGGCUGGAGAGGACCUGGCUGGGCCCAUUGAGAGUCCCUGGAUGGGGCAGAUCUAGUCCACAAUAAUGCUGUCCAGGAUGGUAGAGCUCCAAGAUUCCUCUGGGCCAUGGGCAUAAGGAAGCCAGAUUGGCGUCCUCAUUCUGCCCAUGUAUCCAGGGUUGCCCCGGAACCGCGACGACCGGGCCUGGCCUCUGCUUUGUCCCAUAGCUUUCCUCUGGACCUUGAGUUCUCCUCCAACCUCCAGCCCGCAGGGUACCAGAUGGGGAUGUUUAAGCACACACACUCUCCACCCCUACUUCAAGGAGUAGAUCUCUCCCCCUGGGCACGUGCAUAUGGCACAACGUAGUGACACAAUAUGGAUGUGGCAUAUGAUGCAGGUUGGCACAAGGACUCUAAAUGCAAGCAGUAUUCAUUCACUCAUUCACGGAACACUUUGUAAGCACCUGCUAUGUAGACAUUUUAACACGGGAGAAGGAGAUCAUGGCGAAGGGGAGUGACCCAGGCACGAUGCCAGAGGAAAUUGGGAGAGGCCACCUUGACCCAGGGAAUUCCUGGAGAAUUCUGGAAGGAGACACCCCCUGGGCUGAGCCUUGGAGCUUUUCACAAAUUGGGAAAAGAGGAGGAGGACCCUCUGGGAAUGGGGGAACAGCGAAAGCAGUCAGAGGCAGCUGGGAGAGGGCAAGAAGGGGGAACCAUCCAGACUGGCCAAACAUCGAGGAUAUGACAAUUGGAAAAGGAGGUUGGAGGACCAUGAAUGGGGAGCCCUUUUGAGCUGCGAUAUCCCUCAAGUCUGGAGUGAAGAAGAAUGCCUUUGGUGCUAGAGGAGUAGAGGGAUGGGGGAGGUAUAACAGCUUGAGGAGAUGGAGGACUCAAUGGAGGGCAUAAGGGGCACAUGCUUCUUGGCAAUACAAAUGUGACUGGAUUGGUUUUUAAAAAAAAAAUCCUUACCUCCCAUCAA
Messenger RNA from Monodelphis domestica (gray short-tailed opossum), 3221 nucleotides. It is a transcript of the gene ADAMTSL5, whose product is annotated as ADAMTS like 5. Gene Ontology annotation, molecular function: protein binding; metalloendopeptidase activity. Gene Ontology annotation, biological process: extracellular matrix organization; proteolysis. The record is from RefSeq and is a predicted model, not a curated record. Lineage: Eukaryota; Metazoa; Chordata; Mammalia; Didelphimorphia; Didelphidae. Gene Ontology annotation, cellular component: extracellular matrix.